UUUGCCACGAAAUGUCCCUGUGUGUGGUGUCCCUCCUCUUGGUCGGUAGAGCAAUCGGGGCGCUCCACAUUUCGUACCUUUAAGCCUCUUCCAGGCCCCAUUCUAGGGGUGCCAUCCGAAGUGCCGACAAAGGCAUUUUCCGGAGAUGGAGGAGUAACAGAGCUUGGUGUGUGUGGGGAGGAAACAAUUCCCGUACUUCAAAACAAAAACCUUGCUUUUUGUAACUGCGUGUCUGAUAUUCCUCGGUUCAUCUGAGUUCGACCAGUCAGGCAGCGUGAAAGCCAGCCCACAGCUUGGGGACGGCAGGGGUCCUUCUGCACUGCAGUCGCAGCCGCUUCUAUGAGGCCCCCUUUUUCCCCGCCGGCGCCGCCGCUGCGGGAUGUGUGUGUGGCGCUGCCACCUCUAAGACUUCCGGGGCCCGAGACGGUUCCAGGACCGGGCAUGGGGUUCGGGACGGGACCGGCCAGCGGAGGAAACGCCCUCUUCCCCGAGAGGCUGCGGCUCCCCAUUUGUUGCCUGGGUGUCUUCUUCUGUUACUUCUGGUACGGCGUCCUACAGGAGACAAUUACAAGAGGCAAAUAUGGGGAAGGAGCAAAGCAGGAGAAGUUCAGAUAUGCUCUGUCUUUGGUCUUUAUCCAGUGUGUGAUCAAUGCCAUUUUUGCCAGACUAUUGAUCCAGUUUUUUGAUACCGUCAAGGUGGAUCGGACACAGAACUGGCUGUAUGCAGCUUGCUCCCUCUCCUAUCUAGGUGCCAUGGUUUCCAGCAACUCGGCUCUCCAGUUUGUCAACUAUCCAACUCAGGUCCUUGGGAAGUCCUGCAAGCCCAUCCCAGUCAUGCUGCUGGGGGUGACGGUGCUGAGGAAAAAGUACCCGCUGACCAAAUACCUGUGUGUCUUGCUGAUAGUCACAGGCGUAGCCCUUUUCAUGUACAAGCCAAAAAAGGGGGGAGGUGUUGUGGACGACCACCUCUUUGGGUAUGGCGAACUCCUGCUGUUGCUGUCUUUGACAUUGGAUGGACUAACAGGAGUGUCCCAAGACCACAUGAGAGCACAUUACCAGACUGGUUCCAAUCGCAUGAUGCUGAAUGUUAAUCUGUGGUCUACUGUGUUCCUGGGAGCUGGCAUUUUAUUUACAGGAGAGUUCUGGGAGUUCUUGAGUUUCACUGAGCGUUACCCCAGCAUCAUCUACAACAUCCUUCUCUUUGGCCUAACGAGUGCUCUAGGCCAGAGCUUUAUCUUCAUGACCGUGGUGUACUUUGGGCCCCUGACCUGCUCAAUCGUCACCACUACCCGCAAGUUCUUCACCAUCUUGGCGUCGGUCAUCUUGUUUGCCAAUCCUAUCACCAACUUGCAGUGGGUGGGCACCAUCCUAGUAUUCCUGGGACUUGGACUGGAUGCUAAAUAUGGGAAAACAUCCAAGAAAACUUCGCAUUAGGAAGACUUUGGGUGGCUCUCUUGAAAACCUCAAGCAUAACGAACUGUUAACUUAUUCUUUUUAUUCCCCAGCACCUGUUAUCAACAAGGACUCAGGAUGAGUGCUUGGGGAAAAGGAAUGGGGCUUUAUGGGUAUAAGAUUUUUUGUUUUUGUUUUUAUUCCAAACUGUUGUUUUAAAAAAACCACCAAUGGAGAACUUUUUUAUUUUAAUUAAAAUCAAGGAGACAAACUUCUUCCACUUGUGCUGCCCCCCUCCCCACCCCCAGGAAUCAAAGCUGGGGUUGAUAGAUGGCCAAGAGGAAGAUAAAUUCUUUAGUGAAUGGGAGGAACCUUUCACAGCAAAUAAAAGGAGGAGAGAUGCCUGUGUCUUCCCUUUUAUUCA
Molecule: messenger RNA, 1816 nt
Organism: Hemicordylus capensis (graceful crag lizard)
Lineage: Eukaryota; Metazoa; Chordata; Lepidosauria; Squamata; Cordylidae
Gene: SLC35B1
Product: solute carrier family 35 member B1
Exons: 9
Coding region: 340-1434 (364 amino acids)
Biological process (GO): UDP-galactose transmembrane transport
Cellular component (GO): Golgi membrane; endoplasmic reticulum membrane
Molecular function (GO): UDP-galactose transmembrane transporter activity; UDP-glucose transmembrane transporter activity
Source: RefSeq, a predicted model, not a curated record